Molecule: messenger RNA, 747 nt
Organism: Belonocnema kinseyi
Lineage: Eukaryota; Metazoa; Arthropoda; Insecta; Hymenoptera; Cynipidae
Gene: snsl
Exons: 4
Source: RefSeq, a predicted model, not a curated record
UUUAAUAUUUCAGGCGUGACGAGUUUAAUUAUACCAGAGGAGGUUCCUACCAUUCUAUCUCUAGUGUACUCGAAUAUUCCUCCAAUUAAAAAAGGGACGGAUUCGAGACUCGGUGUUGGAUUUAGUCUCGGGGAACAUGCUGAUUUCCAAAUUGUCGUAGAGCUCGGCCCGCAAACUGAAACGGAAGCGAUUGGAAAUUCAAGCAAUGAUUCAAAGAGAAGGAGAGCUAUCAUUUUGGACGCAGCAAUGAGAGGAGAAAUGGGUCCAUAUGCUCAGGCUGUAGCAAAAUACCAGAUGCAACGUAAGUUAGAAAAAGAAUUCACCAAGUUAAUGGAGAUAAAGAAAAAUUACGACAACGAGAAAAAAAAUUACAAAGGAAACGAGAAAAAGAGUGAGGCAAGUAAUUGGCUCUCCAACUGGAGUAAGGGAUUGGGAGAAUCUGAAUUCGCACAAAUACCUGAGAAACAAAAUUUACCAAAUAUUGCAAGACUAAGAGUAGUCGAGAAUAGGACAAACAAAAAACCUGAAUCUGUCAAUCAUAAAGAUACAGAAGCUGUCAUGCAAGAGUUUAGUAAAUUAUACGAAACACAAAAAAAUGCUGAACAGCCACAGCAACAAGAAAGGAUUGCAAAACAAUUAGAACUUAAAAACUCAACUGUAACUUGAGAGAUUGUAGCCUUCUAAAAAUAUUGAAAUUUCUCAAUAGUUCAAAUAUUUAAAAAAAAAAAAAAAUUAGACCGACUCGUA